This is a messenger RNA of Seminavis robusta, 1338 nucleotides long. The record is from the annotation of a GenBank genome assembly. NCBI's taxonomy places the organism in Eukaryota, Bacillariophyta, Bacillariophyceae, Naviculales, Naviculaceae.
AUGAUGAAACUCUUUGUGCUAUCCGCAAUACUCUCCUUGCCAUGGUUGGCAACUGGAUCCUCGUCCGAGGGUUCUCGCAAUGUUUUGGCAUUAUCCGAAUGGGCGCAAGAACAAGGAAUAGUGAUGCAUUCCAGCCUCAAGUUCAAAGAGUACAAGAAUGCCGAUGACGAUGAUGAAGCCAGCAGCAAUUGGGGAUUGGAGUUGGCAGAAGCUGUCAAGCCUGGAACCGUCCUCCUACAAGUUCCUCGUCAACUCUGCCUCGAAGCCAGUGCUUUGCGAAACGAAUUUGAACAAACUCUGGGAGCCAGCAAACUCCAAUUGGCACUCGAUGCGCUGGGACCCGAGUUUGCCAAGUUGCACGAGGAUAACUUUUGGAUUGUCCUCAAGUUAUUCCAACUUUGUCGCUGUCAAUCAAAUGACAACAGCAGCAGCAACAACAAAUGGAGUCCUUGGAUUCAAGCCAUUCCCAGAGCAUUUACAAGAUUCAACAAAGAAGAACAGGAAUGUCUCCCAUACUAUGCCAAAUAUGCGGCAGAGUAUCAAGACCAAAAGUUCGAUGCCUUUUGCAAAGCGGCUGCUGCCAUGGGAGAAUUAUCUACUCAGGAUAAUAAUAUCAAGGACGACGACACGCAACAAUUGCUGUGGGCAUUUCAGGCCGUUGGAAGUCGCUUUUGGAAAACACAACCUCCCGCGGAUUCUCCGGCACAACCCACCAGCGAAUUGGUACCCAUUGGGGAUAUGUUUAACCAUCGCGAACCACCCAAUGUCAAGAUUCAAUCGCAUCAAGAUGGAUCCGUCAAUUUCAUCUAUGACGGAGACGAGGGAGAAAAGGAUCUCUACAUUACUUACGGCCAAAGCAGCAAUCCUCAUCGAUUCCUCGUCAUUUUUGGCUUUUGUCCAACAGCCCAGUUCAUGCCCACCAUGUGGUCUCAACUGACAUAUCCCGACAACCCCUUCUCGGCCGAUGUUGCCAAUAUGGUCUUCCAAGUGAACGACAAUGACGACAAUGAGUCGCCCGUAAUAAUACCCAGAGUGAUUUGGGAUGCUGUGUUGUAUGCACUCGACGAACCACCCAAGGACGCACCGCCUCCAACCUACACGGUCGAACGGCACAACAGACCCCAUGUCAAAAAGUAUACACGGCAGGUCCUGGAGCACCAUGUGGCCCAACAAUUGAGCGAGUUGGCGGCAUGUAGGGAGAAGAUUGAAACGAUGGGAAGCACCACCAAGAAUAUGGAACUGAUACGGCAACACAAUGCGUUUGUGACGGGCGUGUUCGAGAGGGUUGAAAAGCAUUUGCAGGAAACCAGUGGUCAAGACGUCCUCCCCACAGAGUAG